UAUUUCAUGAAAUACUUCAUUUUUCCUGUUAAUUGUUAAACAAACUCAUUAAAGUUUAAGUCAUCAAGUGAUGCACGUAACAGUGCAGUGCGUAAUGCUCAAAUUACACUAAUAACGUUGUUUCUAGAAUGGCUACUACAGAGAUGGCCACCAGUGAGAUGAUAACUACCCAGACUCCCAGCGAUGAGUCCAUCGUGGGACUAGCUGUAGGACUGGCCGCAGUCUCCCUUGCCCCAGGGGUGGUCAUAGUGAUAGUCAUCAUUACUAUCAUAGUGUGUGUGAUGACUACGAAAAGGAGCAACCGACUCUCAAGGAGGACUAGAGAUACAGAGGGUCAAAAAACUUCUGCGACAACAACUAGUCAGGUCUACGAAAGCAUUACCUCACUCCCCGACAGGACAGCCCCGCCCACUUCCCUGCCGUACAGCCUACCCGUGACCCGUCCCACUUUAGACCACACCUCACACAACGUUGCUACUCUAACUGGACCCAGACUCACAGGGUACAAGAAGACAAGCCGACCAAUAGCUAUAGAGCUUGUGCGUACCAGAACCAGUUUGGAUACGACCAAUCCUCGACUGAAGGCAAUGGAGUACGAAGAUGUGGUGAGCAGAGACUACAGUGAUGCUGAUAGUGAAGACCAUAACUACACACCGCAAGAAUGGGUCCCUAAAUUGAAACUACAUGCUCUAACAGACGAUCAUAUUUCAUUGAUGAAGAAUUUAUAUAGUCAACCAGUGACGACAGAGACUACAGCAAAUGAGGAGUCUUCCGCUACAGCAAAUGAGGAGUCUUCCGCUACAGCACAUCUUUCAUCACACAGUGCAUCAAAAACAAACACUAAAAAAGACGAAAUAACUGAAAGCACUCUGGCUACAGAAGCUCCUACUAAUAGUGCAAAGAAACCACCAACUAAUGACACAUCUGACGAUGAAGGGUACUGCCUAUGGGAGGAGUGGAACCUUCCUAGACCAACUGGAGUAGUCCUUCCAGAGACAAGCAAAGCUUUGAGUGAGAGCGAAGAGGAUUACGUGAACGAAGGUCUUGGUCCAGUGAGUAGCAAGUUGUCAGGCGAGCGUCUUCAAGCUAAAGCUAGCACAUUCAAUCAAGCGCUACCAACACACGAGACGAAUAUAGAAACUAAAAGUGGAGAAAGUAUAGAUGAAGACGAUUAUGUCAAUGAAGGGCUAGGUCCGAUUGCUAAACCAAGCGAGGAGAAGGUUCUGUCACGAACAGACUCGGAAGACGAUGAUGGCUAUUUUAUCAUGGAAAGUCUUAACCAGAGCAGAUUACUAAGUACCAGUCGAGGAAGUCAACAAGUUCACGAAGAAGCGAGCUUGUCUCAAGAUGGCAGUACCUCUAGAGCUGAUGAUAGUCACGAGGAUUAUCACGUGGAUAUGAGGUUCUUCACAAACAGACGUAGUAACCUACACAGGCAACAAGUCGGUCACUCGUUCAGUAUUGACGAUGUAUCAACAAGAUCAAAUUCAGCAUACACACAGAGAAGAGGUAAGCCUUCCCCCCUAAGUUACCAUGGUGACAUGUACCGUCCUGGGAGACAGUCACUACCAAGAAUCCCAUACCCCAGUGCAAGUGCAUUCAAUAUGCAAACACUGCACUCCAACUUCAAAUACUCGAGAAAUACCACCUCGCUAGCGGCGGACCUGGACAAACAUGAAUAUACGUACAUUGAGCUACCCAAGAGAAAGCAUCUGCAGAGUGUAUCCGAGUGGGUGGAGGGUGGAGGAUCGAGGAGGGCGGAGUCAGUGGGUACAAGGCAGAUAAACCCAGCCAAAGGAACGCUAGUCUAGCUAUAUAGAGCACAGCUAGAUACAGUAGAUAGCUAUAUUGCACAAUGCAUGUAUUUCCAUAUUAACAGCACAUUUGUAAUCUUA
Halichondria panicea is the source of this 1895-nucleotide messenger RNA. RefSeq lists its product as uncharacterized. Bases 129 to 1811 code for a protein of 560 amino acids. NCBI's taxonomy places the organism in Eukaryota, Metazoa, Porifera, Demospongiae, Suberitida, Halichondriidae. The record is from RefSeq and is a predicted model, not a curated record. The transcript has 2 exons.